AUGGCCACCAGACGCCGCUUUCGCUCUUCCUCUAUCAUUUACGACAUGGACGUCGAGAGAUACUCUACCAGCAUCCAUCACUCCUAUCCCGUGUCUCCCCGUCUCCGAUCACCCUCCUCCUUGGUCGCCAUGUCCGACGAGGCCGAGAUGGCCAGACAGUUCUGGGAUGGUCUCGAAGAAGGCCCGAUUGAAACUAGCAAACCCGUCCCAUCGGACGAGAAAUCGACUAUCAAAAAGUUCUGGGACGAAUAUGUGGCGGUGGAAAUGGAGUUUGGGUAUGGUGUCCGAGACCAUCUCACGAACGAGGAGACAUUCAUCACUUGGUUCGACUUCGGGUAUGGAAUGGCGGGCUUUGGCUUGGUGAUGCUCCAAUUUGGCAUUCUGAACGGGCGACUGAUCGACUCGACGAACGCUGCACACUUAGCGAAAGCGCUAGCGUGCACCAGCUUUCUUGUCGCUAUCCUCAGCACCGUGGUUGGUGCCUAUCGCUUCUUUUGCCAGCAAGACGCACUCUUGCGAGGGCAGAUCUUUGUCGGGGGCUUUUCCAUGUUUCUUUCUAUACUUGUGUUCUUUGGAUAG
Molecule: messenger RNA, 579 nt
Organism: Fonsecaea erecta
Lineage: Eukaryota; Fungi; Ascomycota; Eurotiomycetes; Chaetothyriales; Herpotrichiellaceae
Exons: 2
Coding region: 1-579 (192 amino acids)
Source: RefSeq, a predicted model, not a curated record